CUCUGUGUGUCUGUCUCCCUCUCCCCUGCACUUGCACCACUGGCUGCGCCUUACCCCCUCUCUCCCCCCUCCUGCUUGCAGCUCUCGCCUCCGGAGCUGGGCUCAGGCCCCCUCCCUCUCCCCUCCUCCGCCCGCCUCCCUCCCUCCCUCCCUCCCUCCCUUGGCGCUGGGGCUUCCCUUUCCCCGCUCCAUUCAGUGCUGCCCGCGCCGCGCGCUGCCGCCGCUGUCCCCGCCAUGUCCCGGAGCCGAGCUCCCCCGGGCAGCCGGACCUUGUAGCCGGACAGAGCGCCCCCUUCCCGGGGCGGCUGCAGCGGGGGCUCUGUGCCCAGCAGCGCCAGGCACCGCACGGGGAUGGAGGGAGCCUGAGCCGGCCACGGAGCAGGAAGAGCAGGCGGCACCAGCGCUCGCAGCCGGCUGGGGAGGCAACGGCACCAUGGAAGCGCAGCCACCGGGGGGCCCCAGGGCCCCGGACCCCUGCGGCUUCCCUAAGGACUCCGACCGCCAGCUGCGCCUCCGCCUCUGCGUCCUCAGCGAGAUCCUGGGCACCGAGCGGGACUAUGUGGGCACCCUGCGCUUCCUGCAGUCGGCAUUUUUGCACAGAAUCAGACAGAAUGCUGUGGACAAAGCCGAGAAAUGCAUAACAGAGGAGAAUAUCAAGAUCUUGUUUUCCAACAUCGAAGACAUUCUUGACGUUCACAAGGAGUUCUUGGAUGCCCUGGAAUUUUGUUUACAACCAGAACCUCAAUCUCAGCAUGAACUGGGAAAUGUUUUCUUAAAAUUUAAAGACAAGUUCUUUGUAUAUGAGGAAUAUUGCAGCAACCAUGAGAAAGCGCUCAGGCUCCUAAUGGAACUGAACAAGAUUCCAGCAGUGAGAGCAUUCCUCCUGAACUGCAUGCUUUUGGGAGGCAGAAAGACGACAGACAUUCCACUAGAGGGUUAUCUGCUGACACCAAUUCAGAGAAUUUGCAAAUAUCCACUUCUCCUAAAGGAACUAGCUAAGAGGACACCUUCUAAGCAUCCCGAUCACCAAGCGGUCCAGAAUGCAUUGCAGGCGAUGAAGACCGUCUGCACCAAUAUCAAUGAAACCAAGAGGCAGAUGGAGAAGCUGGAAGCCCUUGAGCAGCUGCAGUCCCACAUUGAAGGAUGGGAGGGGUCCAAUCUGACUGAUAUCUGCACACAACUCCUGCUCCAAGGGACUUUGUUGAAAAUCUCAGCAGGAAACAUCCAGGAGAGAACAUUUUUUCUGUUUGAUAACCUUCUGGUCUACUGCAAGCGGAAAUCCAGAGUUUCUGGGAAAAAGGCAUCUAAACGUACCAAGUCAAUCAACGGAUCCCUCUAUAUCUUCAGGGGCCGAAUAAACACAGAGGUCAUGGAAGUGGAGAAUGUGGAAGAUGGGACAGCAGAUUACCACAGCAAUGGCUACACAGUGACCAAUGGCUGGAAGAUACACAACACUGCCAAAAACAAAUGGUUUGUCUGUAUGGCCAAGACUCCAGAGGACAAACAGAAAUGGCUAGAUGCUAUAAUCAAGGAAAGGGAACAGAGAGAGAGUCUGAAACUGGGGAUGGAGCGGGAUGCAUACGUCAUGAUUGCGGAGAAAGGAGAGAAGCUGUAUCACAUGAUGAUGACCAAGAAAGUGAACCUUAUCAAAGACAGGAGGAGAAAAUUAAGCACUGUUCCCAAGUGCUUUCUUGGCAAUGAGUUUGUAUCCUGGCUCAUGGAGAUUGGCGAGAUAAGUAAGCCGGAGGAAGGGGUCAACUUGGGACAAGCUCUGUUGGAAAAUGGCAUCAUUCAUCAUGUUUCAGAUAAGCACCACUUUAAGAAUGAGCAGGUGAUGUACAGGUUUCGGUAUGAUGAUGGAACAUAUAAACCAAGAAGCGAACUGGAAGAUAUCAUGUCCAAGGGUGUGAGGAUCUAUUGCCGACUGCAUAGUCUUUACACUCCAGUGAUAAAAGACCGAGACUACCACUUGAAGACCUACAAAUCAGUCAUCCCUGCCAGUAAACUAGUGGAUUGGCUGAUUGCACAGGGAGACUGUCAGACUCGGGAGGAAGCCGUCGCACUGGGUGUUGGACUCUGCAAUAAUGGCUUCAUGCAUCAUGUCCUGGAGAAGAGCGAAUUCAAGGAUGAAUCCCAAUAUUUCCGUUUUUAUGCUGAUGAGGAGAUGGAGGGUACAAGUUUCAAGAGCAAGCAGCUGCGUAAUGACUUCAAGCUUGUUGAAAACAUCCUAGCAAAGCACCUGCUGAUCUUACCUGGAGAGGACAACUACGGUUUUGACAUUGAAGAAAAGAACAAAGCAAUCGUGGUCAAGUCUGUUGAGCGAGGAUCUCAUGCAGAGAUGGCCAGCCUCCAGGUUGGAAGAAAGAUCUACUCCAUUAAUGAGGACUUGGUAUUCCUGCGUCCGUUUCAAGAAGUGGAGGCCAUCUUAAACCAAUCUUUCUGCUCUCGGAGACCACUUAGACUUCUGGUGGCCACCAAGUCUAAAGAAAUUAUAAAAAUACCAGAUUGUCACGAAGCUCUUUGCUUCCAGAUACGGGGAACAGCGCCACCCUAUGUCCGUGCUGUGGGCAGAGGCUCCAAGGCUGCAGCUGUGGGACUCCACUCAGGGCAGUGCAUUUUGAAAGUUAAUGGAAAUAAUAUGAUGAAUGAAAAUUACACAGAAGUUCUGGAGCACUUUACAGCAUACAGGAACAGGCAGCAAGAAUUGCUGGGAUUGUACCAGUGGGUGUACCGAACACACGAAGACGCUGAAGAGGAUAGAGCUCAGCAGCCAACAUUUAAUGCAUACCUGAACGGCAGCCAUCUUGAGUCAAGCGAUGGACAGAUCUCAGUGGAAGGAAGUGGAGAACUGGAUCCCCUUUAUAAAACCCAACAGGAAGCAGUCUCUCCGUUGAUCAUGAGCGAAGACAUGCCUCUCAUUAGCUUGACUGUGGACAAUGUCCAUCUGGAACACGCGGUGGUGUAUGAAUACGUGAGCACUGCUGGGAUCAAGUGUUAUGUCUUGGAGAAAACCGUAGAGCCAAAGGGUUGUUUCAAUCUGACUGCAAAGAUUUUAGAAGCCUUUGCUGCAGAUGACAGUCACUUUGUGAAGAAUUGCAAGAAGCUCAUCUCCCAAAGCAGAGCUGUGGAGACCAUGCCAGAGUAUGAUUUCCGGCAAACCUGUGACACUAAGCUGGAGAGCAUCUGCAAAAGGCUCACCAACUACCACAAGUUUGCAGAUGAGCUCAAAAUGAAGGUGAGCCCAGCCUUCAAACAAGCCACAUCGGAGCCUCACCCCCUCAACAGCAUGGAUUUCUGCCCCACCAACUGCCACAUUAACCUCAUGGAGGUAUCCUACCCCAAAAACACUACCUCAACAGGAAGGUCAUUCAGCAUUCGCAUUGGACGGAAGCCAUCUAUAAUUGGACUUGAUCCGGAACAAGGUACUCUGAAUCCAGUCUCAUACACUCAGCAUAGCAUCACCACCAUGGCUGCACCAUCAUGGAGGUGCCUACCCCCAGAAGAUGGAGAACUCAACCCACAUGAACAAUAUGAGGGUAGCUUUGGCCAAGAGAAUGGGGGAACAAACCAGGAGGAAAGGGGACUCAGCUUUCUGCUGAAAGAAGAAGACCGGGAGAUACAGGACUCAUACCUUCAACUUUUUAAUAAACUAGAUAUUGCAGUGAAGGAAAUGAAGCAAUACGUCUUUCAGAUAAAUAAGCUUUUGUCCACCAUAACAGAACCCACUGGCACAUGUGAACCUCUGUCCAGUGAGGAGACAUCCCCACCUUCCUUGGGGGCUGAAGAGAGCGACACUGACAAAGCUGAGCAUGGUGGGAGUAAGAAGGUUUGUUUCAAAGUUUCUGAGGAGGACCAGGAAGACUCAGGACAUGACACAAUGAGUUUCAGAGACUCCUACAGUGAGUGUAACAGUAACCGAGACUCUGUGCUCUCCUACACCAGUGUACGGAGUAACAGUUCUUACCUGGGCAGCGAUGAGAUGGGAUCAGGUGACGAACUUCCCAAUGACAUGAGGAUUCCUUCGGACAAACAAGACAAACUUCAUGGCUGUCUUGAGCAUCUUUUUAACCAGGUGGAUGCUAUCAAUGCGCUCCUCAAAGGAUCAGUCAUAACCAAGGCCUUUGAAGAAACCAAGCACUUUCCAAUGGACCACAGUUUGCAAGAAUUUAAACAGAAGGAAGAAACCACAAUAAGGUGCCGGAAUAAUAUUCAAUUCAGUGUCCAAGAAGAUCCCUGGAACCUUCCACUGCGUAUCAAGAACCUUGUUGAAACCAUUCAAAAACAUGUGGAAGAUGGGAAGAAUCAGCUGCUUCUGGCCUUGCUAAAAUGCACAGAUACUGAGCUGCAGUUGAGACGAGAUGUCAUUUUCUGCCAGUCCCUCGUGGCUGCUAUUUGCACUUUCUCCGAGCAGUUGCUGGCUGCUCUCAACUACAGAUACAAUAACAAUGGGGAAUAUGAAGAGAACAGCAGGGAUGCCAGCAGGAAAUGGCUGGAGCAGAUAGCUGCCACUGGGGUUUUACUCCACUACCAGUCCCUACUGUCCCCCAGCGUGAAAGAAGAGCGCAUCAUGCUAGAAGACAUCCCAGUCACUCUGUCUGAGCUGGAUAAGGUUGCCUUUUAUUUCAAGCAGCUGGACGAAAGCCUCGUAGCAAAUACUCACGUCUUCUACCACAUUGAAGGAAGUCGGCAGGCCUUGAAGAUUAUCUUUUACCUUGACAGCUACUACUUCUCCAAACUGCCGUCUCGCUUUCAGAAUGGGGGAAGCUUGAAGCUGCACACGGUGCUCUUUACAAAAGCUCUUGAAAGCCCAGAUAGCCAGCCACAGCCAGGUGACUCAUCUCUACAAGAACUCCCACAACAGAUUAAUGGCGUCUCACUUGAAAAAGUGCAGCAAUAUUACCGUAAACUCAGGACAUUUUACCUUGAGAGAUCCAACUUGCCUACUGAUUCCAAUACAACAGCAGUGAAGAUUGACCAGCUUAUUCGCCCCAUUAAUGCAAUGGAUGAGCUGUGCAGACUGAUGAAGUCCUUUAUUACAAAACCCACCCAGUCGGGAUACUCUAAUAGUAACACACCAGGAGCUGGGCUGCUGCCUAUAUCCUCAGAGCUCUGUUACCGUCUCGGAGCCUGUCAGAUUGCCAUGUGUGGCACUGGGAUGCAGAGAAGUACAUUGAGUGUGUCCAUGGAACAAGCAGCCAUACUGGCUCGAAGUCAUGGACUUUUACCCAAAUGUAUCAUGCAGGCUACAGACAUCAUGAGAAAGCAAGGACCAAGAGUUGAAAUCUCUGCUAAAAAUCUCAAAGUGAUGGAUCAGAUGCCGCAGUCUGCACCCCGACUCUACAGGCUGUGUCAGCCACCUUUAGAUGGGGACUUAUAAAAAUGAAAGAGACACCCAUGUUAUGGAGUCAAUAAAAUGUUCAGCUGAGAGCAACCCUGCCCGAGGACCCAUGUCAACUGACACUGGUGGUGUUAAAUGGAGACGGGAGGAUAUGGUGCUGGGUGUCUCGUGUUCAGUAAGAGAAGAAUCUCCGACGCCCACCUGCUGAGAACUCCUACAGUAUAUGGGCAAAGAUUCUUACGGUUCCUUGGCUAUUGGAGAAGUUCUCUAACCAUAAACACCCUUGAGCCGAGACAAACGAACUGCCUUCUGCCAGAAUGCCCAGAAGGAAUAGCAAUUCCAUGUCAAGAAACUGCAGCUUUACUAAUGACUCAGCUGCGCUACUGGCUGAAAGUUGUGGCCUUCAAGUUAUGGAUCCAUAAAGCAAAAGCAAGACGAAGCACAUCUACUAUCCCAAUAACGUAUCUGGCAUCCAUUUAAUUGCCAGCAUAAUUUUGGUCAGUGGUCUUGAGUAACAGCAUCAGAAAUACCACUGAUUUAACAUGCUGACCUGCACUUUUGAACCAUAAGUAGCUCAAGUUUCUGGUUUAUUUCCAUAUGAAUACAAAGUAUUUCUUCUAGAGUCGUUUUCCUCUUCAGGCCAGUGAGAACCAAUCUCUGUAUGCUGCAGAGUAUACAUUCCAUAAUACUUCUUACCAUUACUUCCUCUUACUUACUGUAACAUUCAGGUUUGGGAUUAACAUUUUUUACUAAUGGUCUAUUAUGUAUUCUGGAAAUACAAUAAUAUUUUACAGGAGAGUUUGGCAAUGAAGGAUUUUUUAGGAGAAAUUACAAAGAAAAUAAAUUGCAGUCCUAUACUCUGAUUAUUUGAACAGAUGUAGUUUUUAAAACCAGGUCAGAAGAACUAUAGUUAUUUAUGUGGAGUGGAGUAUCUGUUUUGGAUCAUGUUAUUAUAUAUACAAGAUUUAAAUAAAAAUUAUAUUGUUUAAAAUGGGACCAAUAUGCUGGCAAUUACACAGCUAAUCCCAGUUUACUGGAAACAAUUCUACAUUAUUUAAAAUCUUUCAGUAUUUAAGUAGUCUUUAAUACAGUUAUUAAAAUGUAUUAGGAAGGCUUUUAAGUUAAAAGAAAAAGGAAUCAUGUAUAUAAUGUACUUUAUUUUUUUCCUAUUUCAAAAUUGUUCUCCAUUCUAUCAGUAUUAGCAUUAGUGCAGUAAUUUUCUCCAAAUUACUGGCUGAUACUCAUUGAGCAUGUCAGCAGUCUCAGGCCAGAAAUAAUGUUCUUUUGGAGUGAGUGCCUUAAUAAUGAUUCACCUAUAUCUAACAAAAUUCACGGCAGUGGGGGAACCUAACAUUAUUGUCUCUCACCAUAGAAAAGCCAUAGUCUCUUUUAAAACAAUUCAUUGUUGGGAGAUUCCAGGAACUGUUUGGCGUAAUGGACAUUCUAGAGAAUGAAGGUUUUCUUUUGUUUUGUUUUGUUUUUUGUGCUGAACAGGGCAUUAAUGAACUCCAGUUUUAUUUGGUUAACAAUCCAAUCCAUCCCAAAUAUAAAGUUAAAAAUCAUCUCUUCCCACCUGGCUGUGAAGGUUUUUUUAAUUUCAUUUCUUCAACUAGCACAAAAUAACUUACUACAAGUUUUGAGGGGUUGUGUUGGCUUUCUGAAUUAUUAAAUGUUUUUAACGUUUAGGUUUCUUUCAUGCUCAGACUGAUUUUUUUUUGGGGGGGGGGUAGGAGAGAACACACUUUUGUUUGUUUUAUUUACUUUUCAGUAUUCCUUCUGACCCACCUCAGUCCACAGCUGAGGCUUAUGUGAGUCAGUCUCCUGUUACAUCUCAGAUAUAGGCGUCAGUUACUGUAGAAUCCAUUGCACUGCAGUCAGAUCAGCAGAACAUUGUUUCAAAGCAGUUUGUGCUUCUUCAUAAUCUUGGAAGACUUAAUCUUGCCAUUUGCUGUUGAAAAGAAUGAUAUUUCUUGAAAAAUCCCCUAAUUUAAAAUUAACUGUAAUGAUAUGUAAAGAAAAACUAUUGAAACACCCAAGAAAUAAAAACAUAGGGGCCAGUAUCCUCUCCUGGGGUAAAUCAGCAUAGUUUUGUUGACUUCAGUGGAUCUGAUUUAAACUGCCAGAUGAGGAUCCUGACCUACAUCUAUGCAGUUCGUACAGACAUUAAAGGCGCAUAGAAGAUGAUCUAAGGGCAUUUACACUGUGCACUGUUUUACAUUAAAAUGUAUGUGUUAUUCUCAUUAAAUACAUGCUAGAACAUUUUAUUAUUAAAAGUUGGUUUAUAUUA
This is a messenger RNA of Dermochelys coriacea (leatherback sea turtle), 7625 nucleotides long. It is a transcript of the gene PREX1, whose product is annotated as phosphatidylinositol-3,4,5-trisphosphate dependent Rac exchange factor 1. Gene Ontology annotation, molecular function: protein binding; guanyl-nucleotide exchange factor activity. The record is from RefSeq and is a predicted model, not a curated record. Gene Ontology annotation, biological process: intracellular signal transduction. NCBI's taxonomy places the organism in Eukaryota, Metazoa, Chordata, Testudines, Dermochelyidae. Bases 434 to 5377 code for a protein of 1647 amino acids. The transcript has 40 exons.